UCAAGGAAGCUGAUAAGGCUUUCUGGGUUCAAAUGGGAUUCCCAGCAGCGAUGCAGGGAUACCCAUUAGGUCAAUGUUAAUCAGAUAUCAAAAGUGUGGCUUUGUUCUGUAAAUAUUUCUGGUUUAUAAGGUAGCUGAUCAUGAAACCUGGACUGGCAACCUAAAAAGCUUUUGGAAAUUGUUGUGGGCGUUAGAUUAUGGGCUGCAUUUGCUCAAAAGGAACCGAAGAAGAAGAAGAAGAAGCUGUUCACGAUGAUCGUCAGAAGGAGAAAAACAAAGUGCUCAACGAAUCCUCUGUACAGUUGGUUGCUCCAGCUCUGUCAAAGGAGGAGGAGCACGUGAUUAAACUGGUUAAUAAUACUAACAAUGCUGCUGGAAAAGAUUGUUCAGUGCGGCAAGCACCAACUGCUGUUCUGGUGGCGAAGGAGGGAGACAAGAAAACAAUUAUAGUGGAAAGACCUUCAAAAACUCAUCAUCGAUGGGCGACUAUGGAUGUGGGAGCUGCAGAGGAAAGGAAACAGCAGCAACUGUCAUGGAUAAACAGCAUGCCACACAGCAGUGAAGGUGAACUGGUCAAUGCCGGUUGGCCAUCAUGGUUGACCUCAGUGGCCGCAGAUGCCAUCAAAGGGUGGGUUCCUCGACGGGCAGACUCGUUUGAGAAGUUAGACAAAAUUGGGCAAGGAACUUACAGCAGUGUAUACAAGGCCAAGGACCUUCAAACAGGCAAAAUUGUGGCUUUGAAGAAGGUGAGGUUUGUCAAUAUGGACCAAGAAAGUGUGCGGUUCAUGGCUAGGGAAAUCCAUAUUUUGCGGAAACUCGACCAUCCAAAUGUCAUGAAGCUUGAGGGUCUAAUUGCUUCAAGGAUGUCAUGUAGUUUGUUCCUCGUUUUUGAGUACAUGGAGCAUGACCUUGCAGGCCUCGCAGCAACUCCAGGCAUCAAAUUCACCGAGCAACAGAUUAAAUGUUACAUGCAACAGUUGCUUCAUGGACUCAAACACUGUCACAGUCGUGGUGUUCUGCACCGUGAUAUAAAGGGUUCAAAUCUACUGAUCAACAAUGAUGGGGUUCUCAAGAUAGGAGACUUCGGUUUGGCAACUUUGUAUCAGCCUGAUCAAGAUCAGCCAUUAACAAGUCGCGUUGUAACUCUGUGGUAUAGAGCACCUGAGCUAUUGCUUGGUGCCACCGAGUAUGGAGUUGCCAUAGAUUUGUGGAGUGCUGGUUGUAUUCUCGCAGAACUGUUUGCCGGAAAGCCUAUCAUGCCAGGAAGAACAGAGGUGGAGCAAAUGCACAAAAUCUUUAAGCUUUGUGGUUCACCUUCCGAGGACUACUGGCAGAAGACAAAGUUACCACUUGCAACGAGCUUUAAACCACAACAUCCCUACAAGCGAGUUCUAAAGGAAACGUUCAAGAAUUUCCCUUCUCCGGCUUUGGCUCUUGUCAAUAAGCUUCUAGCAAUCGAGCCAGAGGAUCGCGGAUCAGCUACUUCUGCCCUGAGAAGUGACUUCUUCAAUACGGAGCCGCUCCCUUGUGAUCCAUCAAGUUUACCCAAAUAUCCUCCAAGCAAGGAAUUGGAUGCCAAGCUUCGAGAUGAAGAAGCAAGAAGGCGAAAAGCAGAGGCCGUAAGAGGGCGUGGACCUGAAUCUGUUAGACGGGGUUCAAGAGAUUUUCAGGCAGUUCCAACACCAGAAUUCAUUGGUUCAGCGCAGUCAAAAGUCACAAGUACAAGUGAAAAAUUCAAGACACAGGAUUCCAGUCGCUCUGGCUUCACUGUUGAACCAUCCAGAGGAGCUACCCGGAAUGGCUAUACUCAUUCGACUUCUAUGGUUCACCCUAGUGCAAUGGGAUUGUCGUGGAAUAAGAACAGAGAUCCUAUAACAAAUACAGCAGAGUUGAAGACACAGAUAUCUAACUUGCCUCAUGUGGCUGCAGAGUUGUCUGGUUCUUCUCACAAGGACAGAGCAUCAAACAAAGACCCUACAAUGGGGUAUGUAGCUAAGAAAAGCAGAAUCCAUUACUCUGGACCAUUGAUGCCUACUGGUGGAAACAUAGAUGAUAUACUCAAAGAGCAUGAAAGGCAAAUUCAAGAUGCGGUCCGCAAAUCUAGACUUGAGAAGUCUGGAACAAAGAAAAACAAUGAUCUAACUUUUCAGCUACCUUGUAAUGGAAGAUAUGCUUAAUUCUCAAAAAUUUUAAAAUUUUGCCACAGUGAGAGGAAAAGAUCUCCAAGUUCUUAUAGCUGGAGCUUUUACCUGCGACUGCAGAGUACUACAGAGAGACAACAUUUAUCAUCAAGGCUAAAGUUAAAUUAAGGUGAUAACACCCAGCAGAGUUUGUUAGGACUAUGUAGAACAAUUGAAAAAUGUACGGCCAUUUGUUUGGUUACUAGUAUGUUAUAGUUGCUUGUUCGCUUUGUGUAUAGUGGAACGGAUUGUUAGGUAAAAGUCACUAUAUAUAAAUACUCCUCAUUUAGAUCUGUUUUCUUUCCCCAAUAUUCUCUGUAUUUGAACUACAUGAGGUAUAUUAUAGAUAGAGAGUUAAACAAUUUGUGGACAAUGUUUAAUUAACUACUGAAAACUACAAAUUGCUUGUGAUGUGAAAUGAUGAAUAUUAUAAGAUUAUGUGGUUUGGAUAAUUAAGA
Carica papaya (papaya) is the source of this 2638-nucleotide messenger RNA. Its product is annotated as Protein kinase superfamily protein. NCBI's taxonomy places the organism in Eukaryota, Viridiplantae, Streptophyta, Magnoliopsida, Brassicales, Caricaceae. Gene Ontology annotation, biological process: positive regulation of transcription elongation by RNA polymerase II; protein phosphorylation. Gene Ontology annotation, molecular function: ATP binding; RNA polymerase II CTD heptapeptide repeat kinase activity. Gene Ontology annotation, cellular component: cyclin-dependent protein kinase holoenzyme complex; nucleus. The record is from RefSeq and is a predicted model, not a curated record.